UAGCCCGAGUCUGGGGAUGCGGAGCGGAGGCUGGUCGCUGGGAGCCUGCGCGGGCUUCCUCGUGCUCCUCGCUUUCUGCCUGCUGCCAUGUGGGCCGCCCUGAGGUCAGCCCUGCGGACGUGCACCCACGCGGCUGCCCCGGGGCUGCGCACCUAUCACAGAGACUCAGUGGCCACGCUGGGCACCCAGCCGGACUCGGGCUCUGCCGUGUAUCAGAAAAACUGUGAACAGAUGAAGGCACUAGUAAGUCAACUCCAUGAACGAGCACAGUACAUAAAACUAGGAGGUGGUGAGAAAGCCCGAAAACGUCACAUAUCAAGAGGAAAAUUGUUACCCAGAGAAAGAGUAGAUGGUCUUCUAGACCCAGGGACCCCGUUUCUGGAAUUAUCCCAGUUUGCAGGUUACCAGCUCUAUGGCAAUGAGGAGGUCCCAGCAGGUGGCAUUAUCACAGGUAUUGGGAGAGUGUCAGGAGUAGAAUGCAUGAUUAUUGCUAAUGAUGCCACUGUCAAAGGAGGUACUUACUACCCAGUAACUGUGAAAAAACAUUUACAGGCACAAGAAAUCGCACUGCAAAACAGGCUUCCCUGCAUCUACUUGGUUGAUUCUGGAGGGGCAUACUUACCUCUACAAGAGGCAUUUCCAGAUCGAGAUCACUUUGGCCGUUCAUUCUAUUAUCAGGCAAGUAUGUCUUCUCAAAAUAUCACACAAAUUGCAGUUGUGAUGGGCUCCUGUACGGCAGGAGGGGCUUAUGUGCCUGCGAUGGCUGAUGAAAACAUCAUUGUUCGCAAGCAGGGGACCAUUUUUUGGGGAGGACCCCCUUUGGUUAAAGCAGCAACUGGAGAAGAGGUGUCCGCUGAGGACCUUGGAGGUGCUGAUCUUCACUGUAGGAAGUCUGGUGUAAGUGACUACUAUGCUUUAGAUGAUAAUCAUGCCCUUCACUUAACCAGGAAAGUUGUGAGGAAUCUAAAUUAUCAGAAGAAAUUGGAUGUUACUAUUGAACCUUCGGAAGAGCCUUUGUUUCCUGCUGAUGAAUUGUGUGGAAUAGUAGGUGCUAACCUUAAGAGGAGCUUUGAUAUCCAAGAUGUCAUUGCUAGAAUUGUGGAUGGAAGCAGAUUCAGUGAGUUCAAAGCCUUAUAUGGAGACACAUUGGUUGCAGGAUUUGCUAGAAUAUUUGGAUAUGCAGUAGGUGUCAUUGGAAAUAAUGGAGUUCUCUUUUCUGAAUCUGCAUAAGAGGGGGCUCACUUCAUCCAGUUAUGCUGCCAAAGGAAUAUUCCUCUGCUAUUCCUUCAAAACAUUACUGAAUUUAUGGUUGGUAGAGACUAUGAAGCUGAAGGAACUGCCAAGGAUGGUGCCAAGUUGGUAGCUGCUGUAGCCUGUGCCAAUGUGCCUAAGUUCACUGUCAUCAUUGGGGGUUCAUAUGGGGCUGGAAACUAUGGGAUGUGUGGCAGAGCAUACAGCCCAAGAUUUCUCUACAUGUGGCCAAACGCUCGCAUCUCAGUGAUGGGAGGAGAACAGGCGGCCAGUGUGCUGGCAACAGUAGCAAAGGACCAAAGGGCAUGGGAAGGGAAAGAGUUCUCCAGUGCUGAAGAAGCAGCUUUGAAAGAGCCCUUCAUUAAGAGGUUUGAAGAGGAAGGAAACCCUUACUUCUUCAGUGCCAGGCUGUGGGAUGAUGGGAUUAUUGAUCGUGACACCAGACUGGUUCUGGGUCUCAGUAUUAGCGCAGCCCUUAAUGCGCCGAUCCAGAAGACUGACUUUGGCAUCUUCAGGAUGUAACUGGGAUAGAAAACAUCUUCUGAUGGACAUGUACCAAAAAUUAAUGCAUUAGUAGCCUUAAAAUAUUAAACUUUUUCAUCAUGUGGUCAUCAUAGUAAAAAUUGUUUUCUUCACACAGUACAUUAUACUUUCCUGUCUUAAAAAAAAUUAUUGAAGAUACUUAUUUGAUGAACCUUUAUUUUACCCAUAAAAUGAAGAGAAUAACAGGUGUCCUUUCUGACCCAUAAGUAGUAUAAAAAAUUCUAUAACCUAUAAAUUCCAGGUAUUCCUGAGAUUAUUAACAUGAAGUUCCAUUUCCCAUGAAAUGAUUGCUUUGCUGAUUUUGCAUGAUAUUUUUAACACUUAUUUUUUAAAAGCA
This is a messenger RNA of Manis pentadactyla (Chinese pangolin), 2131 nucleotides long. RefSeq names its product methylcrotonoyl-CoA carboxylase beta chain, mitochondrial-like. Gene Ontology annotation, biological process: L-leucine catabolic process. The record is from RefSeq and is a predicted model, not a curated record. Gene Ontology annotation, cellular component: methylcrotonoyl-CoA carboxylase complex; mitochondrion. Gene Ontology annotation, molecular function: methylcrotonoyl-CoA carboxylase activity. Lineage: Eukaryota; Metazoa; Chordata; Mammalia; Pholidota; Manidae.